Messenger RNA from Syngnathoides biaculeatus (alligator pipefish), 4364 nucleotides. RefSeq names its product natriuretic peptide receptor 1b (gene npr1b). Gene Ontology annotation, biological process: protein phosphorylation; receptor guanylyl cyclase signaling pathway; intracellular signal transduction. Gene Ontology annotation, molecular function: protein kinase activity; ATP binding; guanylate cyclase activity. Gene Ontology annotation, cellular component: membrane. The transcript is spliced from 22 exons. The coding region runs from base 411 to 3614 and encodes 1067 amino acids. NCBI's taxonomy places the organism in Eukaryota, Metazoa, Chordata, Actinopteri, Syngnathiformes, Syngnathidae. The record is from RefSeq and is a predicted model, not a curated record.
UCCGGGAUUUUGGCGUCCUUCCUUCCUUCCUUCCUUCCUUGCUGGCUCCCUUGCUUCUUUCCUUCCUUCCUCCCUCCCUCCCUCCGUCCCUCCCUCCCUCAGGCUCGGUGUCGGGACCCGGUGUCCCGGUUCUCUGGUCUUGCGACACCGCACAUCACGAGGAGGACCCGAACGGAAUUCGUUAGCGAGUCGCCUCUUUUAAGUUUUUCUUUUUCUUUUUUUCGGGGUGGGAGGGGGGCGCAAAUGGGAGCCAUCGAGCAUGUUUUCCAAUUGGACCAAAAGAGGCGAGUGUGACGUCAGCUUCGGCGGGCUUUGGCCGCUGGCGAGCGAGCCGUGCCGUGCGUUCAAAAUCCACAAAAAGUGAGAAAAUGCUGACCCAAGAUCACCCGCGCUGAGCAGGGGUCACGACCAUGGCGCCCCCCUCCGAGCCUCGCCGUCCCCGCCCCCCCGCCGCGCCGCCGCCGCCGCCGCUGCUGCUCCUGCUGGCGCUGCUCCUGGCGCCGGCGCGCCCCGAGCGGACCCCCGCGGAGGAGCGGCGGCCGAACGACGCCACGCUGGCCGUCAUCCUGCCCGAGAGCAACACGGACUACCCGUGGGCGUGGCCCCGCGUGGGCCCCGCCCUGGCGCGGGCGGUGCGGCUGGUCAACGAGGACCCCGCCCUGCUGCCGGGCGUGCGCCUCAACUACGUGUUCAAGAACAGCGAGGACGGAGACGGCAUCUGCUCCGAGUCGGUGGCGCCGUUGAUGGCCGUGGACCUGAAGCUGGCGCACGACCCGUGGGCCUUCAUCGGGCCGGGCUGCUCGUACACGUCGUCGCCCGUGGGCCGCUUCGCCGCCCACUGGGACGUGCCCGUGGUGACGGCCGGGGCGCCGGCCGUGGCCCUGUCGGACGGCGUGUACCCCUUCAUCACCAACACGGGCCCCACCCACAAGAAGCUGGGCAAGUUCGCCCUGCGCAUCUGCGAGCGCUUCGGCUGGCGCCGCCACGUCCUGCUGGUGUUCGACGACCACAAGAAGGUGGGCGACCGGCCGUGCUACUUCGCCGUGGAGGGCCUCUACGACCAGCUCAACGGCAUCAACGUCACCGUGGUGGCCAGCAUCUUCGAGGAGAACCACCCGCACAUCAACUACACGCAGAUACUGGUCGACAUCCAGAACGAGGGCAGAGUGAUGUUCGUGUGCUGCUCGCCCGACGUCUUCAGAAAGUUGAUGGUUCACUUCCGCCGCGCCGACCUGCCCCACGAGCAGUACGUCUUCUUCUUCAUCGACGUGUUCGGCGAGAGCCUCAAGUCGGAGCUUCGGCGGCCGUGGGCGCGCGGCGACGCCGACGACGCCGUGGCCGAGGAGGCCUUCCAGAGUGUGAAGAUCCUGACCUACCGGGAGCCUCAGAACCCCGAGUACCGGGACUUUGUGCAGAACCUCAAGUCGGACGCCAAGAGAAUGUUCAACUUCAGCAUCGACGACUCGCUGAUGAACAUCAUCGCCGGGGGCUUCUACGACGGCCUGAUGCUUUGCGCCCACGCCCUCAACGAGAGCAUGACUUCGCCCGCCGCGCGGCCUUCGGGUUCGGCCGUCACCCGCAGGAUGUGGAACAGAACCUUUCACGGCGUGACCGGGACGCUGCGGCUGGACGAGAACGGAGACCGAGAGACGGACUUCGCUCUGUGGGACAUGAUCGACGCCAACGACAGCGCUUUCCAGACGGUGCUGGUCUACAACAGCUUGGAGGAGCAGCUGACGGCCGUCCCCGGAACGUCGCCGCGCUGGCCGGGCGGAGUCCGUCCUCCCGACGUUCCCGUCUGCGGAUUCAAGAACGAAAACCUCGCCUGCCUCGCCAAGACCGUCACCAUCCGCCAGAUGGUGACCAUCGUGGUCUUCUUCAUCCUCACCAUGACCCUGACGGUCGCCGUCUUCAUUUCCAGGAGGAUGAAGCUGGAGAAGGAGCUGGCGGCUCAGCUUUGGAGGAUUUCCUGGGACGACAUCCACGUGAGCGACCUGGACAAAGUUCUGCGCAGCGGCAGCAGGAUGACGCUGUCCCUGAGGGGCUCCAACGACGGCUCUCUGAUGACGGACGGACACGCCCGCGUCUUUGCUAAGACGGGCUACCACAAGGGAAACGUCGUGGCCAUCAAGUACACCAACAGGAACCGCGUGGAGUUGAACAGGAAGCUCCUGUUUGAGCUCAAGCAUAUGCGGGACGUUCAGAACGAACAUCUGACCCGAUUCAUCGGAGCCUGCAUCGACCCUCCCAACGUCUGCAUCGUCACCGAGUACUGCCCCCGAGGGAGCCUCCAGGACGUCUUGGAGAACGACAGCAUCACUCUGGACUGGAUGUUCAAAUAUUCGCUCAUCAAUGACAUCGUCAAGGGCAUGCUGUUCCUCCACAACAGCGCCAUCGUCUCCCACGGCAAGCUGAAGUCGUCCAACUGCGUGGUGGACAAGCGCUUCGUGCUGAAGAUCACCGAUUACGGACCGCGGGGCCUGCAGGCCGAGAGCCCGUCCAGAAAGGACGCUCACGCUUUCUACACUCAGCGUCUGUGGAUGGCUCCGGAACUGCUCCGGAUGGAAGCUCCGCCUCCUCAGGGCACGCAGAAGGGCGACGUCUACAGCUUCGGGAUCGUCCUCCAGGAGGUGGCGCUACGCCGGGGUGUCUUCUACCUGGAGGGGGACCCGCUCAGUCCCAAAGAGGUGGUGGACCGCGUGGUGCUGGGGGAGUGGCCGUGUCUCAGGCCCGCCGUGGACCCGCGGGCUCACAGUCCGGAACUGGGCCAGCUGAUGCAGCGCUGCUGGGCCGAGGAGCCCUCGGAGAGACCCGAAUUCAACCACAUCAGGAUGCUGCUGCGCAAGCACAACAAGGAGUCCAGAACCAACAUCCUGGACAACUUGUUGUCUCGCAUGGAGCAAUACGCCAACAACUUGGAGGAGCUGGUGGAGGAACGCACGCAAGCCUACCACGAGGAGAAGCGCAAAGCUGAAACCUUGCUCUACCAGAUACUACCGCACUCGGUGGCGGAGCAGUUGAAGCGCGGCGAGACGGUCCAGGCGGAGGCCUUCGACUCGGUCACCAUCUACUUCAGCGACAUCGUGGGCUUCACCGCCAUCUCCGCCGAGAGCACCCCCAUGGAGGUGGUGACGCUGCUGAACGACCUGUACACGUGCUUCGACGCCAUCAUCGACAACUUUGACGUUUACAAGGUGGAGACCAUCGGCGACGCCUACAUGGUGGUCUCGGGGCUGCCGGUGAGGAACGGGAAGCUCCACGGCCGCGAGGUGGCGCGCAUGGCCCUCGCCCUGCUGGACGCCGUCACCACUUUCCGGAUACGACACCGGCCCGACGAGCAGCUCAAGCUGAGGAUCGGAAUACACAGCGGUCCGGUGUGCGCCGGCGUGGUGGGUCUGAAGAUGCCUCGCUACUGCCUCUUUGGCGACACAGUCAACACGUCGUCCAGGAUGGAGUCCACCGGAGAAGCGCUGAAGAUCCACGUGUCGUCGGCCACGCGCGACGUCCUCCGCGAGUCGGGCCGCUUCCGCUUGGAGCUCCGAGGGGACGUCCACGUUAAAGGCAAAGGACGGAUGACCACCUAUUGGCUGCUGGGAGAGAGCGACGGCCAGUGACCGCGUGGGAAGCGAAAAAAAAGAGGACUAUUUGAAUUUGUCCACUAGAGGGCACCAAUUGUAACAAGCUAACGCUAACUGUCUUAGCCUGACAGGAAGUGAGCUCGGAUACGCCGGCGCCAGAUACGAGCCGUCGUUCGCGAGAUUUCCUGCUUUGCUUUGAUGUGGGAGCAAAACGUGACGUCCGGCGGCAGGGAAGCUUCUAGAAUUGGUGAGCAAUUCUCCCCCCACUUGAAGUUGGCUCUCAAAUGAAACUUUUGGCUUUGCCCGAAUAGAUGCCAUUGAGCUCAAAGCCAAACGCCAUAGACGGGCUACCGAUCAGCACCCACGUCAGCUUUAGGAAGCCAAUGUUCGGAUCCCAAUUUGUGUUGGCAGUAACGAGCGACUUUAAAUUGGUACGCUUCUGAAAAUUCAAGGCGCCAAUCACAGAAGAAUCUGCAACACGGACCGCUUGCCGCUAAUGAAUGCGCAGAAACUCUCUGUUACCGAAAAGAAGGGACGAGCCCAAAGAGCGCCACGAAACGGCCUGCGCUCCGCCUGUUUGGUCCGGACCGGAAACGCAGGGUUUUUUUUUUUUGCCCUUUGCACAUUAUUUGCAAGCGAACUAUUCCGCCAUUUGUAAAGAGAGGCGAACGCGUGAUGAUCGAUGCUCCCGUUGGACGGAAAUGCCGAAGGCGGGACAAAGCGCAGGCUUGCAAAUAUGCGCUCGCUCGAGUUAAAUUUGCAAAAAUAAAAGGCGGAGAAAGCCCA